GGACUAAAUCCUCUUCCACAAACAAACCAUGGUUACAUCUUCUUCCCCUCCUUUUCUUCGUUCCUCGCCUCAAUUCCUCGGCCCGCGUAUUUCCCCUCCGUCGUCGUCUGUCAACUGCGUCAGUUCCCGUAAGCCGCGUGUCAUCUCCGCUGCCUACACCUCCACGCUCCAAUCCUCCUCUUCAGAUCUGGCUUCCACGUCAUCCCUCUACGACGUCCUCGGCCUAUCGGCCGGCGCCACGUUUCAGGAGAUCAAAUCGGCCUACCGCAGGCUGGCGCGGUCGUGCCAUCCGGACGUCGUCAAGAUGGACAGGAAGGACACGUCAGCGGACGAGUUCAUGAAAAUCCACGCAGCGUACUCUACGCUCUCCGAUCCCGACAAGCGCGCGGAUUACGACCGGACGCUCGUGGGCGGAUGGCAAUCGCGCGCUUCGCCUUUCGCACGUGCGUCUCCUUUCAGCAGCCGUCGCACGUGGGAGACCGACCAGUGCUGGUAACGAAUAGGGUUUUUCUUUUUGGAUUGAGAUUGUACAGAAAUUGGUGCCUACGACGUGCAAGGCCUCUGAUCAUGACCGAAGCGGAACGAUCUGGGCCGUUGGAUGAGGUUGGGUGUGGUCAUGUUAUUGUUUGGUAUGCGUAUCGGCCAUGAGAUUGGUUGCACGGCUAGGAUGGAGCAGAUGGUAUGGAUUUUAGUAAGAGACGGACGCUCUGUGCGUAUGUUAGUAGAACCGGCACAGUGGGGCAAGUGGUACGGUGGAGAUAUUAAUUUGUCCACGAAACCAGUUGUUUAUUUGUAUGGCUUAAAAAUGAUUUAUGUAAAUAUAAAUAAUAAUAAAUUAUUUUUUGAGAGCUA
This is a messenger RNA of Magnolia sinica, 852 nucleotides long. Its product is annotated as chaperone protein dnaJ 11, chloroplastic-like. The record is from RefSeq and is a predicted model, not a curated record. Bases 29 to 496 code for a protein of 155 amino acids. The transcript has a single exon. Lineage: Eukaryota; Viridiplantae; Streptophyta; Magnoliopsida; Magnoliales; Magnoliaceae.